Molecule: messenger RNA, 501 nt
Organism: Sinocyclocheilus rhinocerous
Lineage: Eukaryota; Metazoa; Chordata; Actinopteri; Cypriniformes; Cyprinidae
Product: histone deacetylase complex subunit SAP130-like
Exons: 4
Coding region: 46-501 (151 amino acids)
Biological process (GO): negative regulation of transcription by RNA polymerase II
Cellular component (GO): Sin3-type complex
Source: RefSeq, a predicted model, not a curated record
CAGUCUCGACCUUUGGUGAAUGCCUCGACGGCUGUUCUGCCCACCAUGGUGGCUCCCAUCCCAGCUGCUAGAACCCAGUCCCCAGUCAUUAACACCCCUGUCACACAUGCUGCAGAGAUGAUUCAUGGGCGACCAGUAACCAUUCACCCUCCACCAACCACCAUCAACAUCCAGCGUACCUCCACUCCCCGGGACACUGCCACGCGCAUCACCCUCCCCUCCCACCCAGCUAUUGGAACCCAGAAAGCCCAGCCCGCUCACACCGUCACACAAAAGCCGAUCUUCAACACUGUGACCCCUGUUGCCGCUGCCACUGUAGCUCCGAUCUUAGCUACCAACACUGCUACUUCAGCUACUACUACAGGCUCUGCACCACAUACCCAAAUGACCAGUAGCACUAUUGUCACCAUGACAAUGGCCUCUCACUCCUCCCAUGCUACAGCUGUGACCACCUCUGCCAUCCCUGUCGGUAAGCACAACCCACGUGUUUAUAGCGCUUAA